Molecule: messenger RNA, 2207 nt
Organism: Asparagus officinalis (garden asparagus)
Lineage: Eukaryota; Viridiplantae; Streptophyta; Magnoliopsida; Asparagales; Asparagaceae
Exons: 11
Coding region: 490-2178 (562 amino acids)
Molecular function (GO): acyltransferase activity, transferring groups other than amino-acyl groups
Source: RefSeq, a predicted model, not a curated record
AAGAAAAAUCGGGGGCUAACUGCUCUCGUGCUCAGGUUCCCUUAAAUAGGGAAACCCUAGCCAAAACAGCUGGGUCCAGCUGUUCUCAACAAAACACAGGCGAAAGGGGGAAAUCAGAACCCGCCUGCCUUAGAGCUCAAAAAUCGCCUGCAACCAACUCGCCUGCAAGGCUAUGAGGUCGCCUGUCGAGAGCACCGCUUGAGCUCGCCCGUAGAAGCCCCAAAAUCGCCUGCAGCCCUUCGCGAUCUCAAAUCCGCCUGCUCGACUUCAGAACUCGCCUGUAGCGCCUACCUCGAACUCGCCAUCAGCCCGUCGAAUUCCGCCUGCAAGAUCCCAAGUCCAAAACUCGCCUUCGCCCGACGUUGCUCCGCUCGAGCUCGCCAGUUCAAGAUCCACGACCUUGCCUUCUCCAACUCAACUUCGCCGGAGCUCGCCUCGUUCGCCGCUGACAAGGAAGUACUGAAGCUUUAUACAGAACAACUUCCUGACAUGAACUAUGCUGCAAAUACAGGAAAGGAAUCUCAUUUUCUUGAAAAAUGCAUCUCAAAUGGGAAGUAUAGGACAUUGAUCAUGAAAUCAAAUUGCACUGAAGGAAUGGGCAAUGUGAUUGCUGCAGUGUCCUAUCAAAUAAUUCCUGCAGAUACACAAUAUGCUGAAGUUCCACUUGCUGCUGUUAGUUCCAAUUACCAAAACAAGGGUGUUGGUCAUCUCAUGUACAAGGAACUGAAAGAAAGACUUCAAAGUGUGGGUAUUUCGACAAUACUUUGCUGGGCAGACAAGGUGUCAGAAGGUUUUUGGUUUAAACAGGGUUUCAAUUCAGUUGGAGAAAUUAACAGAAAGGGCAAACCUUGCAAACUACCUGUAAAAGCUAAUAUUAGAAGAGCACUAUGCUUUCCCGGUGGUUCCACUCUCAUGAUUGCAUAUCUUAAUAGGAAUAAUAUGGGUUCAGCUAAUUUUUCAGAACAUGCUAAAUUCUCCUUCCCUGCCAAAUCUCAUGCCAAGUCAUAUAACUGUCUUCCUAGUAAAACUCCUAUACACAUGAAAAGUACAGAAGGCGAGUCAGCAGUUUCUUUAAGGAAAGAUGGAUCUUAUCCAGUCUUGCAUCAAGCCGAAUCAAAUAAGGCCGAACAUUUGAUAAAGGAUUGUUUUUCAACAGAUCCCCAAAAAGUCAAUGCCUCCUUCCCAGUCUCUCCUCCAAGCAAAAUCCUCCCAUGCCGUGGAAGCUCAGUUCUUUGUACAAAUGAAAACUGCAACAGAACCGGAGUCAAUCCUGAAACGACAGAUAACAGAUGCAACGCCAAUGAAAAGAAUAGUUCCUGUAGUCAAAGAGGGAAGAGGUGCAUGUGGGAAGCUUCACUAUCAUCAUUAAAAUCAAAGAGAAUCAGAGGUAGUCGUAGUACUGAAGAUCGCCAAGAUAAUCAGGAUUGUGAUUCUGAUCGUGUUAAAGAAACUGACACAGCCUGCAAAGGUUGCUCUAAGGAAAUUUCCAGAUAUCGACCACCAGAAGAAAUUAUUCCUAGCAACCCUGCUGAUAUUAAUCUCUCAGACACAGCCUUCGUUCAAAAAGGAAAUUGCCCUAGAAUCAUGUUCAUGAAUAUUGCUGAUGAUGCUAAGAAAACAUGUCUUACCAAGAUAGUGGAGGAGCUCGGAGGUUUUGUUACAAGUCAUGGAAGUUCUUGUACACAUGUAAUCACAGGGAAAGCAAGAAGAACUUUGAACUUCUGCGUAGCUCUAUCCUCUGGGGCUUGGAUUGUCUCACCCAACUGGCUGAAAGCAAGCUACAAGGAACGCAAGUUUUUAGGUGAAACACCAUUCAUUCUAGAAGAUGAAGAUUAUUUGCUGAAGUAUAAGUUUGAACUAAAAGAUGCAGUAAAUAGAGCGAAACUGAAACCUCACUCAUUGUUCAGAGGGUAUAAUAUAUGCCUUGCUAAGCAUAUCCAGCCAUCUGUGGAUGUUAUUUUAUCAAUCAUCAAAGCAACUGGAGGCAAGGUUAUUCAAAAGCUAGAAGGCAUAAAGGAGCCGGCAAAAACAAUCUUUUUGGCUUGUGAAGAGGACAUGGAAGAUGCUAUGGUAGCUGCAAAGAAAGGCGUAUGGACAUUUAGCAGUGACUGGUUUAUGAACUGCGUUAUGAAGCAGGAACUUGAUAUGGAUGCUCCCCAGUUUGCAGAGUCCCUUUAGCUGCAGAUUUAUGUACAGCGCUAUGUUUC